This is a messenger RNA of Anneissia japonica, 412 nucleotides long. Its product is annotated as tip elongation aberrant protein 1-like. The transcript is spliced from 2 exons. The annotation marks the transcript as partial. The record is from RefSeq and is a predicted model, not a curated record. Gene Ontology annotation, molecular function: protein binding. Lineage: Eukaryota; Metazoa; Echinodermata; Crinoidea; Comatulida; Comatulidae.
UGGUUUCGGUGGAGUGUCAUGCGACCAAGCUAUUGAUCAUAAUACAGUUGUAUGGACUACAAUUUUUGACAUUAAAAGAUUGCAGAAUUCCUUGGUUUGUGGCAAGGAUUAUCCUUGUGGUCGGAGUGGUCACAGUAUGAUUCACUCAUCUGAUGGAAAUUUGCUCAUUUUUGGUGGCUUUUCCAUUGAGCAUGGUUUUCUAAAUGAUGUUUGGAACUUUAAUACCAGCUCUCGUGAAUGGAGGAAGGAGCGGUCAUCUCAAAAUCUAACACCAAUGCCGAGAAGCCAUCAUGCUGCCUCCUACCUUCCUUCCAGUAACAAAAUGGUCAUUGUAGGGGGUCAAGGUUCAAGCCAAAUAUUUUGUGACAUUUGGCUCUUCAGUGUUGAAACUAAAUUGUGGGAGAAAAUCAUG